GGUAUUUACUCUACGUAUGCAGAAGCUCGAAGAAAGUUAAACGAUCUGCAGUACCAUUCGGAUGUCAACUCUGAAGCUGAAAUGAACACAAGAAAACGAAAUCGUCUUCCGCCUAAACGUUUUUGCGAGGAAUCGUCCGAUGAAUCUGAUGGGGACAAAAACCAAAAUGUACCCCCCUUCCCUCCUGAAAAGUCUGGAGAAAAGGGACGCCAUGGUAGUCUAUCACAAAGGAACUCCGCAGAGCAUGUAGGAAAAUCGAAAAAAAGGAGGCCACCUCCUUUGCUGGAAGAAACUGACGAGGAAGACCUUUUGCUAGAUGUGCCACCUGUGCCACCUGACUUUCCAUCGCAGUGUCCAUCUUCCUCUAACCUGCAGUACUCAGGAGAGCAAAGCCAGUGCCCACCUUCUUUGCCAAAUGAAAAUCCCGAGGAGAACAAUGGACCUGGUAUCACAGCUUCACAGGGAGUGUUCACAGAGCAUGUAGCAAGAUCAAAAAAAAGGAAGUCACCUGCUCUACGAAACAAAGAGGAUGACAUUUUGUUUGAUGUACCUCCUGCUCAGCGUAACACCUCACACCUGACUUCCAGCAACUCUCAAUGCCCUGGUGACUCUACGAUAAUGUCUGAAAUAAUGCCUACCGAGAUACACAGGAUCCCGCCCUUCGAGCAACGGACGUCUCAAGAAGAGUGCAACAAGCAGAUUUUACGGCUACUUCAUGUGCUGCGACUCACACAACAGCAGCACGGGGAGAUUCUCCAGGAGCUCUGCAAACAACGUGUCGUCAUUAAUGAGGCUACAGAGAUGCCCCUGCUUGUCGAGUCGCCAUUCACCCUUGUUGAGACUUUGGAAGCGUUUAACACCUCGUUGGAUGAAAUCAAAGAAAGACGCCUAGUGAAGGAGUUGGCCCAACUUGGGGGAAAUGACGUAAGAGUUGCCACACGAAGAAUGCUGGGAUACCUGAUGAAAGAUGAAACCGCAGCAGAGUACAGCUGGCUUGGCAAGAAAGGGAAAAGGAAGUUUGCAUUUUUGAAGUUCCCACAAGUGAUCGUCAAGGCGAUUAGGAUGAACAAGAACAUGAGCAUGGCAACACAGGAUGAAGUAGAAAGCACAAUCAAGACUUGGUUACGUCACGCAAAGGAGAGAUGUGGUAACAAGUCAGCCCCGGAUGAUUAAUGGUUCCUGUCGCAACAGCAAGUAACUGGACAGUUGUGUUUUUGCCAGUGAGCGAGUAGCCUGGUGUCUCCCACAUGCACCGUAUCAUCACCACAUGAAGCACCAUACUUGAAAUUGCAAUUUUAAUGUACAUUUGUUUUUCGCGUAAGCUAAGCUUUUAUAUUCUUGCACUUAACAAUUUUUCCACUUUUGUAUUUUGUAGAGGGUUUAGCAGCAACAGGUGUUCCUGCUAGAGUGUUAUUUAACUGCCUUUAAGACAUUCAGUCAAAAGUUGUCAUUGCUCUUUCAACAAGUAAGUUGGUGGUGUGCACGUUGGUGCGAGUGACGUAUGGCUUGAUAUUGUAUCAACUUUUAUGAGAAGAAAAGCUUUACAUUUCAGUGUCAUUCACAAGCUGUGAUAUUUUUAUGCCACCGUUGCCUUUCCUUUUACUGACAAAGAACAUGUUAUAAACAUUCUGAUAACCAUAUCAUUGUGUCUGUGAUACAGGCUGUGCCUGUGGGAUUUUGGUCACUAGUUAAAAGUAUUUUUGUAUUCUUAAAGCUGGUUGUUGCAAUGUACAGCAUAACCUGCUGUUCCUACUGCUUUCUGUACCUUAGGCAGAGUAUGCCAAAUAUGUGAUGUUUUGUUUUUACCUCUCUUUUGUAGUGCAAUUUUGUAAUGUUUUCAGUAUGUUUAAUGCAGGCCCAGUCCAAAAUAUCCUGCUUGUUCAGCUGGACCUCUGUGUGUUGAGGCUCAGCUAGUUCACUUUUUUUGGAACAUUGCAUUCACUAUACAGAUAUAUUCAUUGCUAUCCUUACUAUGUUACUACGAGGUAGUGUACGUUUGUGUCACGGUUAAACCAGAAAUGCUUAGUACUUGUAGUGUAUUGAAGUAUAUAUGUUCAUGCUCUCCGAAUGCUAGUCUGUGAAGCUACAGUGUUUUCUAUGCUGCAUUUUUAAGUGCCAACCUGCGUUGAAGUGAAAAUUUAAGUGUGUUCUGGAGCACAAAUUUCCUGAAACCUUUGUAUUGAGCAUUGUCGUUUUCAUGCUAUAUUUUUGUACGGA
This is a messenger RNA of Ornithodoros turicata, 2217 nucleotides long. RefSeq lists its product as uncharacterized. The record is from RefSeq and is a predicted model, not a curated record. Lineage: Eukaryota; Metazoa; Arthropoda; Arachnida; Ixodida; Argasidae. The coding region runs from base 82 to 1173 and encodes 363 amino acids. The transcript is spliced from 10 exons.